Messenger RNA from Xyrichtys novacula (pearly razorfish), 11651 nucleotides. NCBI's taxonomy places the organism in Eukaryota, Metazoa, Chordata, Actinopteri, Labriformes, Labridae. The record is from the annotation of a GenBank genome assembly.
AUGAUGAUCUGGAGACUGAUGGUGAUCCUUGGUGGGCUGUGUGUCCUUCUCAACGGUGCUGAAGGCAGAAGCAGCCGCGGGGGAAAAAGGACGAUGACUUUCCAUCGGACUCAGCAGGAUGAGAGUCAGGGCAGAGCGCGCGCACGCUCAAGAAGGGAGACCGGCAGCUCUUCAGGUACCCCCAGACCCUCUCACGGGCCCCCUUUCACCUCAUGCCGGAUUCCUUUAACCCCAGCCGAGCACAAGGUUCUGGAUGACAACACGCACGAGGUGAGGUGUGCGCAAUGGUUUGGACAUGUCCAUCAGAGGACUCUUGUAGCCUUGAAAACCUUGCAGUUAUCCAACAAAAAUUCAGCUAUAUGAUAAAUUGUGUAGUAUAAAAUAAAACAUAAUUUCUGCGUUGUGUUCAAGAUUUUAAAAAAGAAAGUGUAACUGUAAUUUUGGGCGUAAUAAUUCCCCAAACUCCCAACAUCUGUGCCACCUGUUGGUGUACUAAACUCACCAGCUAUUUCCAUAUUAUAACGUUAUUAAGGGCCCCUCUGAACCCACAGUGAGCAGGGUGUUAUUUGACUCCACACAUUAUACCAUUUACUGUACUUCUUUGUUUAUUUAUUUAUUGUUAUUUAAGUUAGGACUGUUUUUUUCACUCUUGGAGUAAAACAGUCUGUGUCUGUCUUCUGCUUUUCUGAUAGACAGGGUUCAACGGUGAUGACGGCUCCUAUGUCAUCCUAACGUGGGUGGGCGAUGGUACAGGAGUGAGUAUUUUAACAUUAGCUAGCUACACAACAACAUUUAACUUAACAAGCGUCCCCAUGCAAAGAAAGAAAGAGUUUGAAUGAUUUUUGGCUUGUUGUUCAAAUUUUAAGGUGGUCCUCGUGCUGUCAACAUUCAGCGCGCCAAUCGACUCUUACCUUGAAGGAGGCUCUUCACGACUUUAUCGAAGGUGAGUUUUAGUAGGUCUCAGUCAUUUUAAGUAGCUAAUAUUAAACAAGAAACAGUUGCAAAUAGAGUUUUUUGUUUUAGAGUACCAAGAUAUACUCACCUUGUUCUUAUGGUAGGGGAGACCGGGGCUUGUUGUCACACUUUUUACACUCUUGUAUAUUUCUUGGAAUCAAUACAUCAUAUAUAAACAAAGCGUGUACCAGAUGAAAGACCAAAGUCCCAGGUUUAUUUUUCGUAUUCAUGUCGUUUUCGUAUCUUGUGUCAGUGCAGAGUUAUAAGUAAUCAAAUAGAGAGUGUGAACAUGUGACAUGUUACCCCACCAUCAGGUAAGUUGUCUCAGGACAUGGGGUAAGAUGUCACAGUAGAUUUUGCAGCUUAUAAAACAAAAACAAAAUUAUUGUUGUUCUCAUUUUUUUACAUGAAAGUGAACAUCAAAGUCAGGCACAGAAAAUGUUUAUCAUUGAGCUAGAAAAAGACCUUGAACAAACGUUAACAUAAAAUAUCAUGUUUGGAGUUUGGAGAGCUGUCUGACUCUGUAUUUCGGCUGGGGUGAAUGUUUUGCAGUACCGAGCCAAAGUACGAUAGUUAACAUUAAAGUCCUUUAUUGUACUCCAGAUUGAUUUUUUAGUUAGGGUCACCUGUCUGACUGACCUCAGCAUCAUGUCAGGAACUGCACUUCCAUGUUCAGUUUUUCUUUUGUAAUUCCUGACCAUGUCUUCUCGUAUUCUCCUCUCCUUUAAACCACUCUUUUCUCUCUAGAAAUAAAGUCAAAAUUUCUGUAUGACAACUGCUGAUAAGCAAACUCUCUAAGUUAAUUUCAAUCCCUUUGAAACAUCUGACAACUAACCCCAAAAUGACUGAAACAUGUUGCCACAAACUACCGUGUUUGCUAAUUCUAGCUCUAGCUUAAAGAGCUGAAAACAGAACAAUGACUGGGGUAUGACAGGAUGUCUUAAUCUCUCCUCUAACAAGUCCACAUGUAUCACUGCUAGGAUUUUUAUCUGGAAGAAGCUUAUUUUAAAACAUAUAAAGUUAUUUUUUUUACUUUGGGUUGUGCGAAAUGGUUAAUUGGCGCUCAUCUCAGCUCGCAAUGUUCUCUUUUCCUCUCACAACCCCAGACCAUGUAAAGGAGUAAAACUACUAUUUCACUUUUUAGAUGCGCCCUCUGGUGGCAAAGAUAAUUGCAACGUGACAACUUACCCAUGUGACAACAAGCCCCGGUCUCCCCUACACUUGGCCCUUUUAGUUUAAAACAAAAAGCACAUAAAGCAUCUGCAACAUUAUCUGUUUAAAAAGGAUGCUGUCUCUUCAGUUCCGCCAAUUGUUGCCAGAAGAAAAAGUUGCAAUUUUGCGCUGGUGCAUCCAAAACAUGCGCAGAGGCGACCUGGCUGGUAGAGCUGCUGAAUCGAUGUCACACUCUUUCCUACGUCAAAACAAGCAUUCAGCUUCGUGAUAAAACUAAGAUCCCCUUAAAUAAUUGAUUUUAAUCUGUUCAUAUCCGGCCUCAUGUUCAGUCUUUCCCUUUCUGUCUCAUCAGCACUGAUUAUGGAAAAUCCUUCCAUGACAUUUCUGACCACAUCAACAACACCUUCAUUAAGGAGGAGUUUGGAGUCAGCGUUGGACCUGGAAGCUCUGUAAGUCAUCAUUAUGAGUGGACUGUAGCUGCUAAUGCAAUGACCGAGCAGUUACAGUUUGAGUUUCUAGAUGUGUGAUGUUCAGAAAGUGAGAGGACAUCUCACUUUUCAAUUUGCUGUCAGAGACGUAUUUUUGCAUUGGAUUGACAGUUUUGUGACCAGCAUGUACAAAGACACCACAAGAAACGGAAACACAGAAAUAAUUUCAAAAAUGGAUUUAGUGGAGGCCACUUCACCUCACUUCAAAUCAAUGCUGACUUGAAGCCUCAAGUCAGCAUUAUGGUCAGUUAAACAAAUUUUUUUUGUAAUUAUGAUCCUUUAUUUUUUCUUUCUCUCCUAGAAUCAACUGUUUAUGCUUCGAUAUUCUUCUAAUGACAGAAUACAUGUCUUAUUUUUGCAGGUUUAAAAAAGGAGGGAAACACAAAAGAAAAUUAUGAGGCAGGAUUGCAUUGGUUGGAGGUUCUGGUUAUUGGUUUUGCUUGAUUUUGGAUCACUUGCUCAGCCUUUCUCUAAAUGGCUUUAAAACUCCUGUGAGGAGUUUUUAACUGGUUAUGAAAUCGACUGAAAUUCUUAUUGAUGCCUUUAUAAGAGCUACUACACCAAAAGCAAACUGGACCAUCAGCAUGAGGACUAUUUCUCUAGAGUUAUCUUGAUGUCUUGAACAGCUGCAAUGAGGUGAUAUGAGAACAGGAUCUAGCACACCUGUACUAGACAAAAUAAUCAAAGAGAUAGUUCCUCACUGGAGCUUUAAACAAACCCAGUAUAUUUUGAGGUUGCAGAUUAUCCCCGUUUAAAUGAGUAUUUUUAUCAUCCACACUAAUUCAAUUUGAUUGACAGGUGAUACUGACCGCAGACAUCCCUGUUCUUGACCAUCAAGGCGGGAUCAUCUUCACUUCUACGGACGCCGGUGCGACCUUCAAGUUCAUCCAGCUGCCCUUCCACCUGGUUCAGCCAAUCACGUACCACUUUGACAACCCCGACUACCUUGUGGCUCUCAGCAUCGAUGUGAGUCACAAUCUACUCUUUAAAUGCUCUGUCUUCAUCAUGUUGACAUCAUUUCGACAAUGAAGCUUUGUUUAAUAGCCUGGGCUACAACUUUUACUUACAGUGACACACACACACACACUCAAGUUUCCAGCACACACCUUAAAGUAAAGGUAAACAUUUCUUCUGUUCCUUUUUGGCUUGCAGGGCGGUCUGUGGCUUUCUCUGGACUUUGGCGCCAAGUGGACAAAGGUUCAUGAUGGAGUGCAUUCUUUCUCAUGGUGAGGAUUAACAGCAAACUAAUCCAGGAACCAAACCCCUGUGAAACCACAUGUUACAUGUUUUGAAUGAGUUUCUAUGAUAUGACACGCAGGAGAAUUUAUUCAGGAGAGCUUUCAUUGAAACUAUUGUGAUAUUUUCUGUGUUUGUGACACUUUUCUACCUUCCACUUUCAAUCAGGGGAGCUGGCAAUAACUUGUUUCUCAGCUUCAGCCGGACAGAAGCAGGUAGGAAGAUAAAUUUUCAUACUGUUAAUAGAAAAAAGUUAGAGAAAGUUGACACACAUGAUUGUUUUGGUGUAAAAGUACAACCAGACACACCUUGAAACCAAAACAAAGUGUAAUACAGAUUUUUAUCUCUUCUUACAAGGUUCUGCUGUUGCUGGAUAUAAUGUCUUUUUCUAAUUUGAGUGUUCUUAUUAUAAAGAAAUCCGACAGUAACACACAAUUAAAGUUCCUAUGAAGAGUUUUUUUGUUACCAAAACAGACUGAAAUUCAUGUUAUCAUUAUUAUUGCACUUCUAUGAUUUAUCAAACAAACAAGACCCUCAGUGUCAAGACUGACAGUUUUUACACUGAGAUAUUUAAUGCCUGAAACCAGUGGGAGGGGGUAGGUGUCAGGAAGUAGCCCGCUUUGUAUCCAUUCACAUUUAAUAUUUACUAUAAAUUAUAGAUUAGACUAUCGAAAGUCAGUGGGAUGAGUUUUUUUCUGAGGAGAUUCUACUUAAGCAUGUCAAAGACAAGAUAAGCGAAUACUGCUUUGUCCACAGGGGGCGCCAAAAUCAACACAGUCAAAAGAUUAAGUAUCUCUCUGUGGUACUUUUGCUGUUCAGUUUAAAUCUUCAUUGUCUCAAAACAGGAAUAUCCUCAGGCAAUACUCAGGCAAGAAAGUAGCAUUGAAAUGAUUAAAGAACAGUACAAUAAUAUGCCAAUAUGCCCAUCUAUGUUUCCCUACUAAAAAAUCACUGUAUCACUGAAGAGUUCAAGACAUAUAUCCAGCUGAAGUCAGACCUCUUUUGCUUCAGAGAUCCAAAUAUUUGUAGUAAAAUAAUACCAGAAUAAAUACAACUUGAAAUUAAUGAAUAAGAACUUUAGUGUAUCAUUUAUUAUAUUCAAGUUAGUAAGUCUGACUGCUAUUUUAUUCUUCUUGUGGUAAUAGUUGAUGCUGAAGAGCGUGGAGAUUUGGUGCUCAAGCGGACGACAGAUCUGGGGAAAACUUUCACAAUAAUCCACGAGGACAUCUUCAGCUUCGGCUACAUUGGAGCUUUUCUCUUCUUCUCUGUGAUGGAAGAUCCGGUAAGAUGUAUGAAUAAAAAACAAACAAACUUAUUUUGAAUCAAAUAUUAGUCACUAGAUGACACUCUGUUCAUUUGGUUCACCGAAGUGUUUGAACAGUGAUGCUUCAUUUUCCUCCCAGAGAUCCCCUCGUGUCAUGUAUUUCUCAUCAGAUCAGGGCGACACCUUCAGUCGAGCUCUUCUGCCCUCUGCUUCCACUGAGCAGGUAAAAAACACACUCAAAACAAUAUGAAAUAAUCAAAUGAGAGAAAAACAGAAUUAGUUAAUUGCUCUGUAGAUUUUAAAAUACUCGUACACAGGCUGAUAAGUGAGAUAGUGAGAGAGGGGCAUUUUGUGAUGCUUGUCAAACAGACUGUAAUUAAUAUUAAUGCCUAUUCAUGAGCUCCAAAAUCACACAAGACUAUUUGGAUAAAGAUUGACUAUAUGACAACACCAGUGUAAAAUGCAGAGGGUCAUAUUGUGUUGAGGUUUAUUACUCAGGAGAAGGGGCUCCAAGAAGUAAGCCACCACAUUGAUGCCAAAGCAUGCUGAAGACAAAGUGAAGAAAACAAGUCUGAGCGGCAUAUUUUUUUUUUUAGCAGGAUAAGUCACAAUUAUUAGUUUUAAGAAGUAGUCCAGUACUUUUUGAUAAAUGAAUCUUGUAGAUAGCUGGUUUGAUUGAAAAGACUGAAUUGAUAAAUUGAAUUUAAGACAACAUAAGAGUUUUUUGAGGCAUAAAAUCCCUCCGUGGUUUGUACAUACAGUCAAACAUACCACUUCUUGAAGGUAUUUGAUAUACCCUGUCGUUCCUGUCUGACACCUAACCCGUCUCAGUGAUUACAGGCAUUAAAAAAGACAUUUCAGUUCUGUGAAUUGAGGUGUUGAUGGUUUUAUUUGCUUUCGUAGGUCACAAAGUCUUACUGACGUUAAUUUCAGUCUUUUGAAUCUAUUCAAAAAGUCCUCAGUGGAGCUUGAGGGUAAAUUUAAAGUAUGCAGGUUAUAAUCCUGUCUGUAAUUUUCUGUCAGAAUAUUACUCACUUGUCUUUUGGGUAUGUAGUUUGUGACAUCAGUAAAAUUUUUGUCAUUUUUCCAUUGACAUCUUUGGCUUCUCCUGUGAUUUUCGGCUCUUGUCUUGACUUAUUAAAGAGAGAAGUGUGAAGAUAUCAGUUUAACAUUCACUCUUUUGACAUGUGUCUACUAAAGUUUGAAGCCUGCAGAUGUGAAGUGAACACAGUUAGAGAAAUGCACGUAAACAUUUUGUGGUUAAACAUUAAGGAAGUUAAAGUAAAAAUAUUAAUGGUAACAUCCACUUUCUUUCACUAACACCAAGUAAGCACACUUCCUCUGCUGAAACCUCCCUGCACACACACUUACACCCACACACCCACUGUAGUAUUUGUUGACAGCACAAACACACUCUCUCUCUCACGGCGAUUAGACAAGGAAUAUCGCAAAGGUUUAAAUCAGUCAUCACAAAGUUUUUGAUUUCAUUUGCACUCUCAGAUGUUCUCACCCACAUGCCCUUUCUCUCCCAUGUUCUCUCUGUCUGUGUUUGCAGUUUUACUCCAUCCUGGACGGAGAUGAAGAAAUGCUCUUCCUGCACGUUGACAACCCCGGAGGUAACGCAGAAACAUAAAAACAUACUUGACACACAUUCAUAAGAGCACACUUUGAGAAGGAAACAGACAGAGUUCAUGGCUUCAGCUUCUUUUGUUGUAAUGGAAAAGCUGGAUGGCGAAGUUUGAACUGGUUUCACAAGUUCUUGGUGUUGCUGACAAAUCAUUCCAUCACAGCGAGUGUGUGUUUGUGCAUGCAGUCCUUUCUUCCUCACUCUUUCUCCCUCCCCCUUCAUUGUGGUUUCUUUUUUUUUUCUUUCUCAUGCACAUCUUUUUCUGUUUCCUUCACGUUAUUAUUACAUUUCUCUCUCUGGUCUGUUAGCUGAUGGGACUUUUGUGCUCCUGAGAUAAAUAGGGGAGAUAUGGGGUAGAGGGGCUUUAUCUUUUGUUUCCUGGAGGUGAAGAAGAUUUAGUUUACACUGCAGAAGCUGACAAACUUAUCUUGGGAUCAGGGUGUAACACGCACAAGCACAAAAAUACACACACUGGAAAUUUAACCCUGUCCAUCAUCCAGGUUGCCCUUCAUGGCUCUAGCUGACACGUGUGAGCUUCACACAGUUGAGUUAUGAUUGAUGGAGACUUGUUUUGAUGCUGCUGUUGAAAGGUUUGAGUCAGCAUGGCAUCACUCUUUCACAGGUGCUGACUCUCUCUGAAAUCGAUGUAUCCUCAUCACAAUGACCAAGUGACAGUUAUUGGGAGAGCUUGACGCAUCAUUUUUAAACCUGCUGCAGUCAGUUGGCGUGUUUCUGAUUGAAUAGUCUGCUGGAUUACAAAAAAAGAGACUUCUGUGAGUUGCAACAACAGCGAGUUAUCACAGUAAGACAUGAGUAAAAGCUGUUUUAUUUUCGUCAAAUGAAGAUAAAUAUGGUUGAAACGGUCCGUUUAAACAAGAAGAGACCAAUUAUACUCAACUUGACCUUUCACCAUGUCACUGAGACACCUUUGAGUUAACUUUUCAUGGUUUGCAGCUCAAAAAUAAACAUUUAUAGUAACUAAAAACCCUUAUUUCAGCUCUAUCAAGCCUAAAACUGAUAAACUGAGGUUUGGCUGUUUUCUGGUGUCAUAAAACUAAACUCAGCUUGUGGGUGUUACUUUUUACACAGCUUUAUAAUUACUAUUAUGCCACAUGCUGUUUUAAUGUUACUUACAACGUGUGGUUCCAAGCCUUUAUGAAAAGUCUAUAGAAGGAAUAUUUCCACUUUUCACCAACAGUCGAUGCAAGAUCAGCUCAUACUGGACUUUGUUUACAGAGCAGUCAUUAGUGACUAGUGACAGCUACAUUUCGGCUGUUUUUGUCCUAAAGUUUCAUCAUGCCUAUGACUUUGAGAGAACAUUUCUGUAAAACCAAAAUAACACUUAUAAGCAACUUUCGAAGACAAUAAAGUGCAAAGCAAAGGGAAAGAAACUCUGGGCAGUCAAAUGGAUUUUCCAGCCAAAGGACAAUGUGAAAGAGCUUUUGGGUGGGUGUGUCCUACAACAUUGUCCAAUAGGACAACAAAGUCUGAGAUCAGCUUAUAUCUCAGUUGUGAAACUUUGCAGAGGUUUAGUAUAGACAUCCAAUGUUGAAACUAUGGCAUGGAUUGCAGGACAAGAUCUUACCCCUAUUACUGCAUCUGAAGUGGUUGAGGACCAGUAGCUCUCAGGCUGCUCUUACACCAGUCAUCCUUAAAUAUGGUUAUUUCCUGACUCUCAGGACCAGCCUGAGAAAGAAUCUAAUGUUUUUGCCACAGUGUCAACAGGCAGAGGUGAAAUGACCAUCGGCUGCUGGAAGAUUUUGACCAAUCAGAAUCACGCUUUGAAACACAACCUGUUAAUAACAUUAAAUAACUCUGACAGCAUGUUUUAAUUCUCCCUCUCUUUCUCUUCAGACACUUUCUUUGGAACCAUGUACACAUCAGAUGACCGAGGCAUCUUGUUCUCCAAGUCACUGGAGCGCCACCUGUUUGACGGGCACAGAAAAAGCGAUUUCACCAACAUAACUUCUCUGAGAGGAGUUUACCUCACAAAUAAACUAGAUGAAGGUAACUUUUGAACAUGUUUUCUCUGACUCUCCCACUCUCUGAUUUACCAGUCUUCCUCUCCUUAAAUAUUUGAUUGUAACUUUAAUGAGGUAUUUUGUUCCAGAUGGUCGUAUCAGAUCUGUUAUUUCCUUCAACAGAGGAGGAACGUGGGGACAACUUAAAAAACCUGAUAAUGUGGACUGUGUAAAGCAGGUCAAGAAUGUAUGUAUGACUGUUAAAAUAAAUGAUGUGCAGUAAUGUGUAAUCUACAAUUGAGACAGUAUUAAUAAAAAAACAUUGUUUCCAUCAGUGCAACCUUCAUAUUCAUGGGGAACACAGUCGCAACAACCGCAUCGUCCCCAUGCUGGCUCUGUCUGAACCCACUGCUGUCGGCUUGGUGAUUGCACAUGGUAACUAAACAGCCAUGUACCAAUAAUUAUUUUUACUAAAAGGUCUCAAAGUCUGAAUUUCUACUCCCUCAUUUUUAAUCUGAUGUGAUGAUCAAAAUGUAUUUCUUCUUGUUUCGUAGGUACAGUUGGUGACUCUCUGUCGUCAUCCCAGCACCCAGAUGUGUUUGUCUCCUCAGACGGGGGUUACAGCUGGAGGGGGACGCUGAGAGGGCCGCACCACUACAGCAUACUGGACUCCGGGGGUCUUAUUGUGGCUGUGGAGGCCCAGCAUGAAGGACAAGUCAAGACUAUCAAGUACUGGGGGGGUAUAUUAUACAUAAACAAUGGUGUUUAAAACUGUUUGCUCCAAAUGAUACAUAACUUUUUGCACUGUUUCUCGUCCUCAGGUUCUCCACUGAUGAGGGCCGGUGCUGGAAGUCGUACAACUUCACUGAGCAGUCGUUCUUCUUCGCAGGCCUGGCGUCUGAACCUGGAACAAAAGCCAUGAAUGUCAGUGUGUGGGGCUUCAGACCUGAGGAGGACAGGCAACCCAUGUGGGUCGCUGUAACCAUUGACUUCCAGAGUCUAAUUACAAGAGAGUGUGAGUCAGGAUGCUUUAAAGCCAUCUACAGCUAUCAUUUGUGCUUUCACAGAGCAAACAGCCUCUGUAAUGUGUACUUCCAGUGAAGUGGAUCAAUAAAGCAGCUUCCUGUGGCAGACACUUACACGGCCAUGACUUGAAACUUCCCCAUAACCUGAGUUACUAAGAACUCAUGACUCAGCUUCAGAAAUAGGUUCCUUGUCUUGUCUUGUUUUCAUUCUCAGAAGUCUUUAUACCCCUUUGAUAGCGGGCAGGGAGAAGUGAGUUACCUUAAAAGCACUAAUAAGGAUUUAUUUGCUGAUUUUAUUGCAAAUCAAUCAGCUGUGUGAAAUACUGGAUUCUGAUUGGCUGAAACAGCACAACACAAAUAACAAACAAGAACAAGGACAACAGUUGGAAGACAUCCCAAGGUUGCUCUGUCUGUCACGGUUAAAGUCUGAGUGGUCGUCCUUUAAUUCACAGGUAAUGGAGAGGAUUAUGAGGAGUGGUUGGCUCACUCUACAGAUGAAGGAGACUUGGAGAGAAACGGCUGUGUGUUGGGAGUUAAAGAGACGUACAGGAGGCUGAAGAAACAAUCCGUGUGCAGAAACGGGAAAGGCUUUGUGGUGAGCAAGAAGCAAAGCCCCUGUUUGUGCACCAGAGAAGAUUACUUAUGGUAUGUCACUUAGUUUUAAAAGUUAAAAAGACUUCUAAGACAAAUUUCUCACCGUUACUCGGCCCUGUCUUUCUCAACAGCGACUAUGGUUACUAUCGCCAUGAGAACACCUCAGAGUGUGUGAGACAAUCAAGCAAUCCAAAUAAAACCUUAGAGCUCUGUCUGAAUGGAGAGGAAGACGAGCUUCUAACAGCGGGGUAAUGAUGUCUACACACACUUCUCUGAAUCACAGAAAUAAGCCUCCUGUAUAAAGUCACUCACUCAUCUCUAUAUCUGUAGGUAUCGUAGGGUCCCUAGUGACAGAUGUGAGGGUGGGUUCUCUCCUCAGCUAGCAGUGCAGACAGUCAUCAGACCCUGUGGUGUAAAACCCAGCCCCGGUCCACCUGCAAGGUCCUCAUCUCCAAUCACCCACUUUGACACACCGGUUGGUAGACUCGCUGCUCUCAUCUGUGUUUGAUUUGUGUGUCUUCAAAUGAUCUUUUUUAGACAAUGUUUUGAUUUAUUUUCCAGCGAGAACGGCUGGUGUUGAUCCUGGUAUGUGCAGGAGCAGGAGUCAUCGUCCUGAUAGCUAUCAUCUCCGCUGUCAUUGCUGUCAAAAGGGUCGUGUACAGAAACAGGUCAGUUAAACUGUGCUAUUUGUGCUCUUCCAUACAUCACCACUUCGCCUCCACUAAUAUCCAUCAAGGAGGGGCCACUGUUUAUGUUAGCUAGAGUAUAAUGUACAUACAUACAUACGGCAGAUGUUUGGUGGCAGCCUAAAGCUAACAUAAGCUGUUGUUUAACCAUAGCUCAUAUAGGUUAUCAAAUAUGGCCAGAUUUCCCUCCAUGUUUUUCACUGGCAGCUGUGCUGAUCAGUCACUGUGUAUUAAAUAAAUAAUACAACCAUUUUAAAACCUUUUAUUCCCUGAUUUAGUACAACUUAAACACAACCAGUAGUGUGGCGGUAUAUAAAUAAUAAAGCCUCUUAUCUUCAGUGUGGUUCCUACAGAAAAUGGCUCUUAGGAGACCGUUGUUGAUAAAAUUGGUCAUUAUUGUUUCAUGUCUCCAUCUACAGGGCACCUGUGUAUCGUUUUUCUAACCUCCAGAUUCAGGAUGAUGAAAACAGCGUCACGACAGAUCUUCAAAGCGCCACCAGCAGCAACGGCACCACCUGCCAACAGGACUCAGAUGAUGUGAGAGUUAUCCAGAGCUGUUUUGGUUUUUACAGUCCUUUGAGUUUAUAAAACGUGCAUCAUUUCAUUUUUUUCUCCUUUCCCUGGUCAGGAUCUUCUUGAAUGA